Scutellospora calospora is the source of this 369-nucleotide messenger RNA. Lineage: Eukaryota; Fungi; Glomeromycota; Glomeromycetes; Diversisporales; Gigasporaceae. The record is from the annotation of a GenBank genome assembly.
AUGUCGGUUCAUUGGUUUGCACCAUUUUCAUGGGAUCACAGUAUAAUGGCAAUAGCACCAGUUAUAUUUUAUGUUGAAAUAAUAACAAGUGGUAAAAUGUUAACAAGGUCUACUGGAAGAAAUUCUCAAGCAAUCACUAGUCUUAUUCUCUUUUUAAUAACAAUAUAUGCUUUAUUAUAUGGAGUACGAUAUACAUACAUACUUUAUUUUUCAUCACUUGGAUUCUUGUCAUGGCUUAUAUUACUUCAUAUUAGAGAAUCAUUGUGGAAUGGUACAACUAUGAUUGCAUCUCGUCCUAUACCUAAUUUAAAUUCUAUUAUUAUUUAUAUAGAGUGUCUGGGACAAGAUCCUAAACCUCCGUCCAUUUAG